GAGGUGGAAAAGAUGAGCCAAAAGGCUAUUAGGCCGAUGACUCUCAAGAGGCUUGUCAACUUGCAGAGCAAUUCUUCAGAAGCGCGGAUCCGGACGGCACAGUGGGUGCAAUCUGAGCUGCCCGUACGGCUAGCGCAUCGCCUGUACGACUUCCACCGACUACCUUUCUGCGCAAUCUCCUGCCCUCCCAUCAAGGAAGUCUACAGCCUUUAUGUCCUUACAUUCCAGCGAAUACAGGGUAUUCCUCCUAUUACUGAAGUAGAACAGCUUGCAUCCUUCGUAGAGUUGUUAGAGGGUGAGAGGCGGCACCACGACAGCAGUGUGGAUCUAAUGGGCCAGGGAGUGCAGCGGAUUCGCCGAGUCUGCACCGACGUCAUUCUUGACUCGUUCCUGGAGCGCUUUUUCUACUUUCGCAUUGGCAGGCGCAUCAUGAUUGACAACUUGGUCGCCAUGCAAAACCCCAAGCCAGGUUGGUGCGGGAUAGUAAACACUUCCUGCAAACCUGCCGAGCUGAUAACUGCGAGAGCAAAGGACGUCAGAGAUUCCUGCCGAUACUCAUAUGGCAUUGCUCCCCUUGUCGUUGUGGCAGGGAACUUGGAGACAGAAUUUGCGACGAUCCCAGAGCACUUGGCGUUGAUUAUCACUGAAGUCCUCAAAAACGCUCUGAGGGCCACUGUAGAGUUCUAUACCCUGGGCAACUCGAUGCUUGACUCCACAUGCAAGGCUGGCCUCAUAUCAGGCGACGAAGACCUGCCUGAGGUGCGCGUGGAAGUUUACAAGGGCAAACGGGAAGUCGUCAUCAAGGUCUCAGACAAAGGCGGUGGGGUCCCUCCUCACAAGCUGCAGGCCAUGUGGAGCUUCGGAUACAGUACAGUGGACGAGAGCAAUACGAGGAUAUCAGAGAACAGCCAGUCCCUCUCUCCCAACUUCAUCAGGCCAGACAUGGCCGGAUACGGAUUUGGACUGCCUCUCUCACGUGCCUUUGCACGGUAUUUUGGGGGGGAUAUUCACGUGCAGUCACACUUUGGAAUAGGGACGGAUGUGUACAUCACAUUGAACCACAUUGGAGACCAAGAGGAGGCCCUUUUUUUUCAGGAACGUCCUGACCUUAGACAGGAUCAGACGCCUACGUCCCUUGCACAGCCUUAG
Cyclospora cayetanensis is the source of this 1149-nucleotide messenger RNA. RefSeq names its product pyruvate dehydrogenase (acetyl-transferring) kinase, mitochondrial. The record is from RefSeq and is a predicted model, not a curated record. Gene Ontology annotation, biological process: protein phosphorylation; regulation of glucose metabolic process. The transcript has 10 exons. The coding region runs from base 13 to 1149 and encodes 378 amino acids. Gene Ontology annotation, molecular function: pyruvate dehydrogenase (acetyl-transferring) kinase activity. Gene Ontology annotation, cellular component: mitochondrion. NCBI's taxonomy places the organism in Eukaryota, Apicomplexa, Conoidasida, Eucoccidiorida, Eimeriidae.